GUCGCGAGGUCCGACACGACGCGGGGUGGAAAGUGAAAAGCUGCGUGCGCGGCAUGGCUGGGAAACAGUCGUAUGACCUUGCCUGCAGCAACGGAACUCCAGCAGAAGCGGAAGUGGACAACCAAACGGAACCUGAGGAUGACACCACCACGGUGGGCAGUGGGCAUCACAUCGAGUACAUUCCUGCAACGCGGAGGCUCAUGGAGAGGAUGAAUCAGAUUCUAGGCGAAGAGAAUACAAAGAAAUGCAUGGCCGACUACCUGAUCUGCGGGGGCACCGGCUACGUGCCCGAGGACGGGCUCACCGGCGCCCAGCUCUUCGCCAACGGCGAUGGAUUGACCUACAAUGAUUUCAUCAUUCUGCCCGGCUUCAUCGACUUCAGUGCAGACGAAGUGCCGGCGGAUUCGAAAGCCAGCAGGUUGCGGUCGCAGGCAAUAAAAGAACCAAAAAUCUCGUCCCCCUGCACCGAGCAGACUUGCCCCUUGUUUAUGAGCCACCACGAGGACCUGACGUCAGCGUUGACCAAGAAAAUAACGUUGAAGGCGCCCCUGGUGUCCUCGCCCAUGGACACCGUGACUGAGUCUGAAAUGGCCAUCGCUAUGGCUUUGUGCGGCGGAAUCGGCAUCAUUCAUCACAACUGCACCGGCGAGUACCAAGCCAAUGAGGUCAUGAAGGUGAAGAAGUACAAGCAUGGAUUCAUCAGAGACCCUGUUGUCCUCAGCCCAAACCACACGAUUUUAGAUGUGCUGGCCGUAAAGAAGAUUCACGGAUUCUGCGGCAUUCCCAUCACUGAAAAUGGAAAAUUAGGCGGUAAACUGUGCGGUAUCGUUACUUCGCGAGAUAUCGACUUCCUCGAAGAAAACCCUAACCCGAAUCUCAAGCUGGAGGCGGUGAUGACCAAGUCUGAAAACCUGGUCACCGCGCGCUCCGGCGUCACUCUGGAAGAGGCAAACAGCAUCCUGGAGAAGUCCAAGAAAGGCAAGUUGCCCAUCGUGAACGACGCCGGCGAAUUGGUUGCCUUAAUCGCGAGGACGGAUUUGAAGAAGUCCAGGAGCUACCCUAGCGCGUCCAAGGACGAAAACAAGCAGCUGUUGGUCGGAGCCGCUAUCGGCACCAGGGAGGACGACAGGAACAGACUGCAGCUUCUCGCCUCUGCUGGGGUCGACGUUGUUGUUCUUGAUUCUUCUCAAGGCAACUCUGUCUAUCAAAUCGAUAUGAUUCGUUACAUUAAAGUGAACUUCCCGAAUCUCCAAGUUGUUGGUGGAAAUGUUGUCACUGCCGCCCAAGCCAAGAACCUGAUCGACGCGGGAGUGGAUGGCCUGCGUGUCGGCAUGGGCAGCGGUUCCAUUUGCAUCACGCAAGAAGUGAUGGCCGUCGGCCGCCCUCAGGGAACAGCUGUUUAUAAGGUUGCUGAAUACGCGCGUCGCUUCGGUGUGCCUGUCAUUGCCGACGGAGGCAUCCAGUCUGUUGGACACAUAAUCAAAGGACUGGCUCUUGGAGCGUCAACUGUCAUGAUGGGCUCUCUGCUGGCUGGAACGUCCGAGGCUCCUGGCGAGUAUUUCUUCUCGGAUGGCGUUCGUCUGAAGAAAUACCGCGGCAUGGGAAGUCUGGAGGCGAUGGACCGAAAGGACGCCAAGGGCGGUGCCAUGGACAGAUACUUCCACAAUGAAAUGGACAAACUGAAGGUGGCCCAGGGAGUGAGCGGCUCUAUUGUUGACAAGGGCUCUGUGCUGCAGUUCCUCCCUUACCUCCAGUGCGGCGUUCGCCACGGCUGCCAAGACAUCGGUGCGCGAAGUCUCUCUAUUUUGAGGUCUAUGAUGUACUCUGGCGAGCUGAAAUUUGAGCGUCGAACUCAGUCUGCUCAGAUGGAAGGUGGAGUCCACGGCCUGUUCUCCUACGAGAAGAGGCUUUACUGAUGCAACCAGAACUCAGCGAAACUGACCAGCGUCGGCGAGACUACAGCAAAGAAAAUCAAACAGUUUCCACUUUGCUAGAGCGCCGGUGAGCGGUUUUGCUGAUGUUCGACACUACUCACUCAAUCUGCAACUCACUUGCCACUUGCCCUGCGCACAAUGUUUGUGUGAAAUCGAGAGCAACUUUGAAUUUUGAAACAGAACGGGACCAUUCUGACGGAAAAAGAAGAGUGCGAACCCAUUUUUGCGUACUUACAGAGCAAUUAUUAUGAAAUUAUCCAUGUGAUGGUGCGUAAUUAAACUACGAUAUUAUUAUAUAUUUCCAGCGGAAAUGGAUAUAUUUCACGUGCAAAAAAUGCAAAUUACGGUGAUGAUCGUUACUUUUAGUCUGGUUUUCUUUUGUAAUCAUGAAAUUUUGUUUGCAAAAUCUAUUAUUUGCCGCAUUUGCAGUUUUAAUUUUAUUUUCCGAUUCAAAUUGAAACAUUUUUUGAUUCUGUAAUAGUGCAAUAAUCAUAAAUAUAUAUAUUUUCUUCGGUGUUCACCUUAUAAAAAUCACGUACUUAAGUAUUUUAAAAUUAAUUUGAACUUAUAAUAAUAUGUUGUAGCGUCCUGUCAAUAUAAUAGUUGUGAUUUUCAAACUUGUGCUUAUAACCUCAAACUAGGUGCCAAAUGGUGAGUAAAAACUGUAAAGACAACAUUCCCUGAUUGAUCAACCAGUGACUUGAAAUAAUAUAUAAUUAUAUGUGACUUCUAAUCACGAUUCAUUGGUGUUUUUGUUUUUCUAAAAUUUUUGUUCGUAUGCAAAGCCUUCAUUUUUGACUCAUUAGGAAUCUGAAAUGGAAAUAAUCGUUUAUAUUUUUGCAAUCCAAAUUAUAAAGGUGAUGUUAGUUUGCUAUAUCCACGUCGAAAUUAUUAAAAAACCGGAUGUAAAUUGCUACAAAGAUAAAUAAAGUACCAUUAAUUACUUUAAACAA
This is a messenger RNA of Cloeon dipterum, 2887 nucleotides long. It is a transcript of the gene ras, whose product is annotated as Inosine-5'-monophosphate dehydrogenase ras. Gene Ontology annotation, biological process: GTP biosynthetic process. The transcript has 12 exons. The record is from RefSeq and is a predicted model, not a curated record. Gene Ontology annotation, molecular function: IMP dehydrogenase activity. NCBI's taxonomy places the organism in Eukaryota, Metazoa, Arthropoda, Insecta, Ephemeroptera, Baetidae. The coding region runs from base 54 to 1916 and encodes 620 amino acids. Gene Ontology annotation, cellular component: cytoplasm.